Molecule: messenger RNA, 2430 nt
Organism: Athene cunicularia (burrowing owl)
Lineage: Eukaryota; Metazoa; Chordata; Aves; Strigiformes; Strigidae
Gene: DYNLT3
Product: dynein light chain Tctex-type 3
Exons: 4
Coding region: 91-411 (106 amino acids)
Biological process (GO): microtubule-based movement
Cellular component (GO): cytoplasmic dynein complex; cytoplasm; kinetochore
Molecular function (GO): dynein intermediate chain binding
Source: RefSeq, a predicted model, not a curated record
UGGGGCCUGAUCAUUAUGUGUUACUUAGAGUAAAACCGCAUCAUUUGUUUACUUUUCUGUCAGAAAUAAUAAUAAUAAUUUUUAUUACAGAUGAUCUUCAAUGCUGAUGAGGCCCACAACAUAGUUAAGGAGUGCAUAGAAAGCGUUUUAGGCAAGGCAGAUUAUAAUCACAACAAAGUCAACCAGUGGACUGCUGCUAUAGUAGAACAGUCGCUGACACAUCUGGUAAAACUCGGAAAAACGUACAAGUACAUCGUAACCUGUGCAGUGAUGCAGAGGAGUGGAGCUGGUCUUCACACAGCAAGCUCGUGCUUCUGGGAUACCACAACUGAUGGAACCUGCACAGUGAGAUGGGAAAACCGAACAAUGAACUGCAUUGUCAAUGUGUUUGCUGUUGCUAUUAUCCUGUAGCUGACUGGAAGAUAAAUACAGGCAACACCGAAGCCUUUAAAAAAAAGAAAAAUAUCAUCCAAACACAUGGCUAAAUAUUUCAAACCAUUAUUUGUUUUUGUAUGGGAAGCAUACAGAAGUUCUCUAUAGAGAGCAUACAGUCUAAGUCAGUUCUCAUAGAUUAAUUAUCUGAAAGCUAACAAAAAAUUUAAAAUAUAUAUAUAUGUAUAUCUAUCUAAAGAGAAAGUUUUAGUAAUUUAAAUAUUCAGAAGUACGUUGAUAAGAUGCCACAGAGAUCAAUAGAAUUUAUAUCAAAGCUAAUAUCAAAGAUACUUUAUUCAAGAGGAACAAAAUAUAUCAAAGGAAAGGUCAGAGGGCAAGCAAGACCUCUCAGGAUUAUGGUGCAUUUGGGAAGAAAUUACGAACACAAUUCAGAGUGGAUAUACUGUAAACAAUACUGGUGCUUCAUGUUUGAUUAAGCAAAGCUAACCAUCACAUUGAAUGCUGGUGCUUGUGAAAUUGCAUGAGCAUCACGUUUCAGUCAAGCAUGAACAUUUACACUGAAAGUAAAUCCAGUUAAGCUUUUCCCCCGGAGGCAGAGGAUGACUUCACUGGGACAAAGGUGAAAUAUAUCUAGUCCUAGCAGAAUUCUAAUUUAUCUUCAGAAUGAAAAACAUGCUGAGGACGAGACAUCAGCCCUUAAUUCAUAAUUUAUAAAUCCGAAAACACUCUGAAGCUACUUUAUUUUAUACCACAACUGCAGAAUUUGUGACAAGCACUUUACUGAUUUCUCUUGCAGUAGCCAGGAACUAGGGCAGUAAGACUGGACCCACAUUAUUCCAAGUAGGAUUGAAGUGUUUGGAGAGAGGGCACAUGCAUUUCUAGAGGCUCUUGUUAGCUUUGAAAGCAUUUUUAUUAAAGCAACAUAUCUGUUAUUUAUAGGAGUGUUUCCUACAUUCUAUAAGUCUAGAUUUGGAUCUUAGUCCUAUGAAAACACACAGUUAAGCACUAAGAAUUCCCCUCCUGUAAAGAUUUAUGCAAUCUUUGCUCAUCUGAUGAGUCUUAACUUGAAAUAAUUCCAUGUGGAAGAAAACCAUUUGCACACAUGCAAGUAUUUGCUGGAUUGGGGCCUAUAUUUUUGUUGAUUAAUGCACAAAUUAUAUGAAAAAGAGAUGUAUCAAUACCAAAAAUGCCUAAACGAUUGCUGCCACUAAGUGGCAGCUACAUUAAGUUGUUUUCUCAGAUGCUGCUCAAGAUUAGAAUUUUUUCUUUUAUUACUGCAUGUCUUUGGAAGAAGUAAUUGCCUAACAGCUACUGUAAGGCUGUUUUGGAUUUUAACAAAUUAAUAUUAAAGCACUAUUAUGCAGUUUUAUUAGUGGGUUUUUUUUUUCAGAUAACUGACUCUUGGGGCAUGUAGCAAGUGUCCUGUACAAAGAACAAGCUGAAAACCAUUCCACUGCUUAAAUUGUGUAUACGUACAGCUGGUAUGAGACUACAGAAGGAACGUGUGUAUGUGUAAUUCACAGUACUGUUCAAAAUCUCUUGCUUUGCAAAUGUAGAAUUCCACUUUUACCUAUGUGCAAGUAAAGAUAAUGCUGUCAUACUGCAUUUGCCUAACAGGCAAGUGUAGCGUGAAGAUGUAUGUGUAUGUUGUACUGACCUUCACAUGUAUAGUAAUUCAACAUUAUUUAGGUUAGGACCGCAAUUUCUGAAGUAGGUGCCAGCAUCCAGGAGCUACUACAAAAAUGCAGUAGUUCCGGUGGUAUUUGGGGUUGUACAAAGUGAAAAAGUAAGUGGGAUAGCAACUGGAAAAAUCCCCCUUUAAUGGACAUUUGGGUGCCAUGGUCAGAAGAAGUAUUCCAAAUAGCCACUUAUAAUCUCAUUUGGUAUUUUUGCUUUACUUGAAAACAAGAUGCACUGAGUAAGACUAUCAGUUUAAUGAGGCUUGGUGAAGGUUCUGAUGCAGAAGAAACCUAGAAAAUACUGCUUCAUUUUUCUUUCUACCAAAAAAAGAAAAAAUAAAGUUUUGCCUUAGUUGUA